Molecule: messenger RNA, 7063 nt
Organism: Oncorhynchus kisutch (coho salmon)
Lineage: Eukaryota; Metazoa; Chordata; Actinopteri; Salmoniformes; Salmonidae
Gene: foxo3b
Product: forkhead box O3b
Exons: 3
Coding region: 980-2986 (668 amino acids)
Biological process (GO): regulation of transcription by RNA polymerase II
Cellular component (GO): mitochondrial matrix; nucleus
Molecular function (GO): RNA polymerase II cis-regulatory region sequence-specific DNA binding; DNA-binding transcription factor activity, RNA polymerase II-specific
Source: RefSeq, a predicted model, not a curated record
GAGCUUGUUGAGGGCUGUCUUAAGACGGAAUAUGCUAAGCAGAUAGGUUAGUGUUUAUGUGUGCUGCUGGAGAGAUAGGCUACUGUAACUGAGAGUGAGGUGGCGUUUCGUUUUCCAUACCAACUGUGCUGCGUGGUCAGUAGAGGCGACGUUGAAAAGACAGAUAUCAUUUUCGGUUAUUCCUUUCCUUUUCGUUUUUCUGUCGACACUGACAACAAACGCAGGUUUCCUGUGUGCAGUCUGGUAGUAGAAAGGACUUGGAAGCGAAAGGGAGUUUGUUCAAAUGUCAGCAAUGACAAUUGGAAUAGAACUAUGCGGUAAUUAAUCGUUGGUGUUGCAGCCAUCUAAUUCACCAUAGCGCGGUUAUCCGUGGCAGCGCUGAACGCAGAGGGGGCUGCACUGUGUCCCGGCCACAGCUUCACUUUCACGGUGGCAAUAGGUGUAUUCAGUUAUUUUGGAUCAUUGCGGGAUUUGAUCUUGAACGUGCAAGGAAGGAACGCGUAACCGCUUAUUGAUGAACGAACCCGUGGUACACCGUUUAUAAUUUACUCGUGAACCGAACUGUACACACUAUACUGUUAUUAUUACCAUUGCUCCAGUCGAGGAGAAAUACCAUGAAUAUGCAGCAACCCGUUUUGAACUGUUGCGAUUGUCAAACGUGAAGUAGCUGUGGCUUGCUUUUUGAGCCAAGGAGAAUAGCCAUAGUUUACCAGUUAUGGUGUUAAUACAUUUAUAAUAGUCCACGACAUUCUACAUUUCAAAUCCACCCUGAACAGCAUAUUGGUGCUCUUUUUUUAAUACGGAGGAUUUAAUUUAUAAUUUCGCGCUGAGUUUGCAGUGACCCUUGGGGACUGCUGGUCUGGAAUAGCAACAAAGGACGGGGGCGUGCAUUCAUGGAAUGCAACUUUGACAGCUCUCCACUACUUAUCUACUGACUUUAUCAGCGGGCAACGGGGACGAACUAGUAAUUGAAGGAGAGAUGGCCGAGAUCCCAACUCCCAGUCCUCUCCAUGAGUUGGACGUGGCCAUAGACCCAGACUUCGAGCCACAAAAACGGCCAAGAUCGUGCACCUGGCCGUUGCCCCGACCCGAGUCCAAUGCGGGGAAACCAGAAAGCAACGACACUGACAUUAUACCCGAAGAAGAGGAUGAUGAAGAGGAACAACAUGCCACUUCCAUGGCCAUCAACGUCAAUGGCACCAGCUCCAGCGUGGGAGCAGACCACCAGAACAGCAACAGCCCUACGGCCGAAGGACUGCUGUCUGGACUGGAGAACGGAGGCUCCCCGCUCUCCUCCCACUCCCCCACGACCACUUCGGGCGCACUCGGCACCAGCGGCCCGGGUUCGCAGACGCCACGGAAGUCUUCGUCGCGCAGGAACGCGUGGGGGAAUCUAUCAUAUGCUGACCUGAUAACCAAAGCCAUAGAGAGCACGCCGGACAAGAGAUUGACUCUGUCUCAGAUUUAUGACUGGAUGGUGAGAUGUGUGCCGUACUUCAAAGACAAAGGCGACAGCAACAGUUCGGCUGGGUGGAAGAACUCCAUCCGGCACAACCUCUCCCUCCACAGUCGUUUCAUCCGUGUCCAGAACGAGGGAACGGGAAAGAGUUCCUGGUGGAUGAUAAACCCGGAGGGAGGGAAGGGCGGGAAGGCCCCCCGGCGCCGUGCUGUCUCCAUGGACAACAGCAACAAGUACACCAAGUCCGCCCGCGGCCGCGCAGCCAAGAAGAAGGCGGCCCUUCAGGCAGUGGUGGCCGGCGAGGGGGGCGGAGACAGCCCCUCGGGGCUUUCCAAGUGGCCGGGCAGCCCCACAUCACGGAGCAGUGAGGAGCUGGAUGCCUGGACAGACUUCCGCUCACGCACCAACUCCAACGCCAGCACGCUGAGUGGGCGCCUCUCACCCAUCCUGGCCAACCCAGAGCUGGACGAGCUGCUGGACGAUGAGCCGCCACUAUCGCCCAUGCUCUACUCCAGUCCCGGCGAGGCACUGUCGCCUGGGAACACCCCCACGCCCAAUGGGAAGGGACUGCCCACAGAGCUGCCUCGCCUGGCAGACCUGGCGGGCACUAUGAACUUGAACGAGGGGCUGACGGAUGACCUAAUGGAUGAGCUGCUGGAUAACAUCGCCCUGGCCCCCACCCCAACUGGACCAGCCACCCAGAGAGGAUCCUCCGGGCUCAGCUUUGGCUCCAAGCUUGCCGGACUGGGCUCCUCCUCCCCAACCACCUCUCCCUCUACUCCAUCCCCCUCUAAUGGUGCAGGCGGCGGUGGCUACUGUAACUCCAUAUUUGGUCCCCUCACAGUAGGCUCCUCCCUGCGGCCCGCCCCCAUGCAGACCAUCCAGGAGAACAAGCAGACGUCCUUCUCCUGCAUCUCCCGCUUCGGGAGCCAGACCCUGCAGGAUCUGCUCAGCUCAGAGGGCCACAGCCACAGCAACGUCAUGAUGACCCAGUCUGACCCACUGAUGUCACAAGCCAGCGCCGCCGCUGUUAUCUCCCAGAACUCCAGGCGAGGCUUUGUUCUCCGCAGCGACCCCAUGAUGACCUUUGGGACCACAGCGUUAGGGCAGGGGGUGCUCCUGCACAACCACAACCAGGGCUCCCUGAGGACACUGAAUGGGGGUCCGAGCCUGAACAACGAGGCCAACAGCCUGGCCAACGCCAAGCAGCAGCUCCUGCACUCUCCACUGGGACUUGGAUCAAACGGCUCCUCCAUGAUGCAGAUUGACUCGUCCCUCUUCCUGAACGGGAGCGUUGGUGGAAACGGUGGGAUCUGCUCACUAGGCCCUGACCGCUUCCCAACCGACCUGGACCUGGACAUGUUUAACGGGAGCCUGGAGUGUGACAUGGAGUCCAUCAUCAGAAACGAGCUGAUGGACGCAGAUGGCCUGGACUUUAACUUUGACUCCCUGACCAACCUGAACGGACCCAAUCUGGGCAGCUUUACCAGCACCAAGCAGGGACCCCAGAGCUGGGUCCCUGGCUGAAAGAAAGGCCACACCCUAGAGUGGGCAGAGCAGGUACAAACUGUAGAGCAAGAGAAGAUCAGACACAAAGCAUCCUUUUUGCCAAGCCUGCCAUCAGCACAACAUGGAAUAAAACCCCUCUGUUUACACAAGACCUCCUCUAGAGAAAUGUACCUUUUCUCCCACUCUGACGGACCAUGAAUGAUUUGAAGUACACAGACUCACAAGACGUGACCGUCAGAUCCUCAAAGACCCCUGCAAAACAAACAAACAAUCUGAAAUCAUCACAACAAACUCAUCUCAGAAUUAUGCAAUCUUCCUUUGAGCAAAUACCAGUCGGACAAAAUCUAUUGUAAAGAUACAGAGCGAGAGGGGCUGUGUUUUGUUUAUUUGAAGGGUUUUUGGGAAACAAGGACAUUUGGCAAGCAAGGUUGUAGUGUACAAGUAGCUCCUGGAAGAAAAGGACAAAAGAUACACAAAAGUGAUGUGGUGUAAAAUCUAAUACAGUGAUUUCUGGGAUGUGUUAUGUUGGAAAAUCUUCCUCUGUUUUCACUCAGUGAUUUUAAAUGUUUUAGGUUUGUUUUUAAAUUCCUGUUUUACCAUCAUCACUGUUUCUGCACCACAGUUGUUUUAUAAAAAAACUAUUGAUGAAAUGAAAGAGAGGAAUGAGACAGUUUCUGCACUCAAAAUAGCGACAACACACACACACACGUUACACACACACCGAUGAUGUCAAACAAUAAUGCCAUGCAUUUCAGGUUUCUGGUGUUUUGUUGUUUUCCUUUUACAUGAGUUUGAUUGAUUAGUCACGGUUUUAAAAUGCCUUAUAGAAAAAAACCUGUAAAAAAUAGAAAAAAAACAAGAAGAAGAAGUCUGUCAUGGAUCUGUGUACAGUACAGUGGAAGCUUCAACUUAAAGGAAGAGCCGAGGAGGAGGAGGAGUUUAGACCUUCUUUCUAGUUAAUGGGUGGGGUAUGUCAACGUGUUGUAGUACAGCAUAUGUAGCCAAAAUAAAUACCUAUGUCCUAGCAUUGUGUACAUUUCCACGCCAUAACUGGUGCUAUGAUGUAAACAGUGUUUGAGUCCAGGCUAGUAAGCCGUGCAUUUUACCUAUCUGGCCCGGCGGACCCCGCCGAGCUGUAGCCGUAGUCGUAGCAACGACAGGGUGGCACUGAGAGGCCGGGAGGUUGUACAGUUAGCCUCCUCCAUCUCUGGCAGCCAUUUUGUUUUUCUUGAGUGAAACGAUAAGCUAUCUGUGUAUGUUGCCAAAUUACUUGAAACAACAUGUAGGAGAUGCUGGCAGCCAAAACAACACCACACACACACACACACACACACACACACACACAAACACACACACACACACACACACACACACACACACACACACACACACACACACACACACACACACACACACACACACACACACACACACACACACACACACAUGCAUGAACACACACACAUGCAUGAACACACACACACAUCACACACACACUUAGUGAAAAAUAAGAGCAGGGAUUUGUGUUUUAGCUCUGCUUGUUGUUUCGUUGUGGGCGUGUUAUUAUAUGCAUAUACCAUCACUCAGGGGGAAGAGGGAGCUAGCCCGUUCCAACGUUACACCAGGUCCCAUCUCCAUGGCAGAACACACAACAACAUGUUGGCAAAGAACUAUUGCUUGUGUUGUAAACUUGUAACCUGUGAACUAUGACCUUUCAAGCGGAAGAGAAGAAAGAAAUCAGGAGAAGGAUCUGACUCUUCACUCGGUCCAGUCGUUUGUUUUUAUGUCGUUGUAGUUUUUUCUCCUCAUAUGGGAAUCAUGACACGCGCACACACACUUCCCUCACACAACACACCCCUAACACACACACACCCCUCACACACACACCCCUAACACACACACACACUACCCUCACACACACAUCCCUAACACACACACACACACCCCUCACACACACACACCCCUAACACACACACCCUUCGCAGACACGCCUGGUGCUCCUAACAGGUCUCUCCUGUAUCUCCUGAGUGUGUGUUUGUGUGUGUGACUCGUUUAUUGAUCUCGUUUAUUGAUUUUGUCUCACGAGGAUAUGUUAUCCUUCGUUAUCCUUCAUGGAGCAUACAGCACCCCCUCUGUGUGCAUGUAUAUAUUUAUGCAUUAUGAACUGUAUGAAAUGCAUAUAUAUACUUACUCUAUGACCUUAUAUACUCAUGUAGUACUUGACCCUUGGUUUUUAUGAUACCUCGGAAGGUAGAGUUGAAGAAAGAACAGAACAUUACUUGCUGGGUAAGGGGGUGGAUGCUAUGCUAAUAUUAGUAACGCCAUUGUUGCUGAACCAGAUAGAUAGAGAACCAGGAAACCAUGCUUGUAGCAGCAUCUGGGCCUCUGGUACCCCUUCUGUGUCUGGGGUCUUUAUCCAGAGGGUUGCCCCGUCCUGUCUAUCCUGUAAAAUAGUGUACAAACGAACAAACGUGUGUGUGUUUGUCCGUCAGCCAGAGGUUGAGGCAGAGGAGUGUGUUUGCAUGGCUGGGUAGAUUAUCAACUGUAGAAGGGUUACCUGAGGUUUACGGCAUGACAGCCCCCACCCCAUAGAGAUCCUAUGAAAUUACUAAAGGAGAUUUGUGAUGAACCCUCAUAGUUUCAGAAUGGGGUGAAAAUGACAGCCAUAUUGGUCAGAGAGAAAUCCAAACGAUUUAAAUUGGAAUGAAUGGCUGUAGCAGCAUAAUUGUGUAACAUAAUUAUUGUCAACCUAAAACAUUUUCAUAUAAAUACCGUUUAUACGGGUAUUAUACAAAUGUUCUGUAUAAAUAACCACUAAAAUACACUAUAUAUACAAAAGUACGUGAACACCCCUUCACAUUAGUGGAUGCAACCUUUCCAACAAGUUAGUUCGUUAAAUGUCUGCCCUGCUAGAGCUUCCCCGGGUCAACUGUAAGUGCUGUUAUUGUAAAGUGGAAACGUCUAGGAGCAACAACGGUUUGGGGAAGGCCCUUUCCCAUUUUAGCAUGACAAUGCCCCCCAUGCACAAAGCAAGGUCCAUACAGAAAUGGUUUGUCAAGAUCGGUGUGGAAGAACUUGACUGAACUGCACUGACCCCUGACCUCAACACCAUCGAACACCUGGAAUGAAUUGGAAUGCCAAGCCAGGCCUAAUCGCCCAAAAUCAGUGCCCGACCUCACUAAUGCUCUUGUGGCUGAAUGGAAGCAAGUCCCUGCAGCAAUGUUCCGACAUUAGUGGAAAGCCUUCCCAGAAGAGUGGAGGCUGUUAUGGCAGCAAAGGGGGGGACCAGCUCCAUAUCAAUGCCCAUGAUUUUGGAGUGAGAUGGUGGAUGAGCAGGUGUCCACAUAUUUGUUGGUCAUUUAGUUUAAUGUAAUCAGACAAUAAAGUCAAGAUGUUUGUUUUUCUUGGAAAUCUGUGAGUGCUUAAUAGCACUAAAAGUCGUAGACCAGUGGUGCACUUAGCUUACUCGGUAUGAUGAGAAUCUCUAUGAGUCCCCGUACACACAGCCAGGAGAGUAGAUCCCCUAAGCUUGACGUCUUCUAACCCCAUCCGUCUCUGGAACCUGUGACUUCCAACAAACCAAGAGUCUUCUAUAGCUCUUCACUGCACCUUACCCUAUAGACUCAUCUCUGCAUUUGACCUUUCUCUCUGGAAGAGAGAUGUCCAAAGCCAUCAUGCCAUUAGCACUGCAUUUCAACAUGUCUAUAGUGUACAGGCAGACAGAGAAGGGAUGAAAGAACCCAGUCAGCCCAGAACAGAUGCAUUCUUUGCUACUGCGUUUAGAGGAAACCGGAUGGCUCCUUUGGCCCCAUAAUGGUGGCACAUGCCAGCCACAGCACAGUACUGCCCCCGUGUCCAUGUCAAAGCUCUUCUCGAUCCUAGAACUUUACACCCCUCGUUAGCCCCGUCCCCCACCUGCUCUCCUGUCACCUAUGCCCUCUGCUCUUUGACCUCUGUAGUAACUUUGCUUCUUCUCGACGAUGUUGAUGUUAGUGGGUAUUUUUCCUGUGUAUUCCAUUUUGAAUUGUAAUCUAGUUUGUAUAAGAAAUGGUGGGCAUGUAAAUAAAGCUUGGUGAAACUCCACACUCUCUCCUG